Suillus paluster is the source of this 1581-nucleotide messenger RNA. RefSeq lists its product as uncharacterized. Bases 11 to 1099 code for a protein of 362 amino acids. The transcript has 4 exons. NCBI's taxonomy places the organism in Eukaryota, Fungi, Basidiomycota, Agaricomycetes, Boletales, Suillaceae. The record is from RefSeq and is a predicted model, not a curated record. Gene Ontology annotation, cellular component: cytoplasm.
UACUUACCAAAUGUAUGGACCAAACGAACAACUAACUGGAUCACCAGCGGACGUCUAUCGCUGCUUCAUGCUUCCCUCACCAAUCUCAUCCAACCGACGAGCAAAAUCUCGGCACCUCCGUUCCUUCUCCUCCUCCGACCUCAAACGCGCUCUCAGCCUCCUCCGCGCACGAUCAAGGUUCACCCACCUAAGCAUCCUCAUUCUCACAGGAUGUUUCUGUGUUUCCUUCCUAUAUAACCUCGCAUUCAUAUUCUCCUCUCCGCCUUCCUCCUUGGUAGCUUACACCCCUCCUCAGAGCAUUCUCUCAACAAUAGCUCGUAAUUCAACCUUAGAAAACCUAUCCCAUCUCGUCAUUGUUCCAGGACACGCAAUUUGGACUGGUACACAGCCUGACGAGGUGUUAAACGAAGACCGGUGGACGUUAGAGGAGUAUCAGCGAGGGGGAGGUGGCUUCAGAAUCGCUGCAUUCGUAGAACAUAUCAGACGAGGAGUAGAAAUAACGCUAAAAGACGAUACGUCCCUACUCAUUUUCAGUGGAGGUCAAACUAGACUGCAGUCGACUACGACAGAAGCAGAAUCUUACAUGCGUUUAGCAACGAGUCUAGGUCUCUUCUAUCCCGAAUCAAAGGGAACGCACCACGAGCCCUAUUUUCCUCGUGCGACGACAGAGACCCACGCUCUCGAUUCAUACCAAAACUUUUUAUUCUCCGUGGCUCGUUUUCACGAAAUGACAGGUCGGUACCCCCUACGGGUCACCGUCGUGGGCUACGAAAUGAAGCGCCGUCGCUUCGAAGAACUCCACCGCGCAGCCAUUCGAUUUCCCUCUCAUAAUUUCGAAUACAUCGGCAUCGAACCUGCUGGCGAGCAAGAAACCGAGUCCGCUCGUAUGGGCGAAGUUAACAAUGGAUACGCGCCGUAUAACAUCGACUUGUAUGGCUGCCACGAUUUUUUGCUCGCUAAACGACGAGGGCGAAAUCCGUUUUUACGGUUUCAUUCGUAUCAUGCGUCAGCACCGGAGUUGAGGGGGCUGUUGGAAUGGUGUCCUGAUGAUGCGAGGAUGGUGUAUGAUGGACCGUUGCCUUGGGACAUUUAUGAAUGAGAUAUCAUUCUACGAUUUUUAGGUUCGAGCAGCCUGCGGGUUCAUUCUAUGUGAGAACUGCUAUGGACUUGCGCGUGGAAACCCUCGUCGGAACGUCCUCGCCAGGCCUUGUCCGAAUUCACACGUCGACAAAUGUCUUACGGCUGCAAUACUUUCCGAUCAUGAUAUCGUUCCGAGUGGCCCUACUGCUUAUCACACAUCAAGAAAUCCGACAGGCUCUUGAACUGCUGGAUUUCUUGAAAAGCUGGAUGGAAGGAGAAUUCUGGGGCGAUAACGUACUCUCUGAUCACCUCGCAAAGGGCGUGGUGUCUGGAGUCAGUCUCAAAAUCCAUUCGAGGCACGACUUGAGGGCGUGCCAGCCCUGUCAAAGACAGAACUCAAAUUUAUGAUACUAAUAGACAUCAGCGUUGCAGGAUAGAUGGUCUCCUGGUCAUGAACCUCAAAUCCUGUACUCAGCCCCUGUUGAGCGGCGCUUUCUCCAG